This is a messenger RNA of Penaeus vannamei (Pacific white shrimp), 4418 nucleotides long. Lineage: Eukaryota; Metazoa; Arthropoda; Malacostraca; Decapoda; Penaeidae. The record is from RefSeq and is a predicted model, not a curated record.
ACGGUACCGAGGCUGGUGAUACUCUUGGCGAGGUUAUGGGCGUUGACAGUGCUGAGCUGUACAAGAACCUGUGCAAGCCCAAGAUCAAGGUCGGCGCUGAGUUCGUCACCCAGGGAAGAAACGUUAACCAAGUUAAUUACUCCGUUGGCGCUCUAGCCAAGGCCCUGUUCGACCGCCUCUUCAAGUGGAUCGUUAAGAAGUGUAACCAGACCCUCGAGACCGGAAUGAAGCGUGCCAUGUUCAUCGGCGUGCUUGAUAUUGCUGGUUUUGAGAUCUUUGACUACAACGGCUUCGAGCAGAUUUGCAUCAACUUCUGUAAUGAGAAGCUACAGCAGUUCUUCAACCAUCACAUGUUUGUGCUGGAGCAGGAGGAAUACAAGUCAGAAGGAAUUAACUGGCAGUUCGUCGACUUCGGUAUGGAUCUGCAAGCCUGUAUCGAGCUCUUCGAGAAGAAACUCGGUCUUCUCGCUAUUCUCGAGGAGGAGUCUAUGUUCCCUAAGGCUACUGACAAGACGUUUGAGGAGAAGCUGAAGGCCAACCAUCUGGGCAAGUCUCCCUGCUUCAUCAAGCCCAAGCCUCCCAAGCCAGGCCAGUCUGAGGGUCACUUCGCCAUCGUCCACUACGCCGGCACGGUGACUUACAACCUGAGUGGCUGGCUGGAGAAGAACAAGGAUCCCCUCAAUGACACCGUCGUCGAUCAGCUUAAGAAGGCUACCAAUCAGUUGCUUGUAUUGUGCUUUGCUGACCAUCCUGGCCAGUCUGGUGACGCUGGUGGUGGAAAAGGCAAGGGAGGCAAGGGUGGCAAGAAGGGGUCCGCUGGUUUCAAGACUGUGUCCUCUGGGUACAGGGACCAACUGAACAGCCUCAUGACGACCCUGCACUCCACUCACCCCCACUUCAUCCGUUGUAUUGUGCCCAACGAGACAAAGACACCAGGUGCGGUUCAGGCCGGUCUUAUCAUGCACCAACUGACCUGCAACGGUGUGCUCGAGGGCAUCCGUAUCUGCCGCAAGGGAUUCCCCAACAGGAUGCCUUACCAUGACUUCAAGCACCGCUACAAGAUCCUCGCCCCUGAAAUCAUGAUCAGUGAGAAGGAUGACAAGAAAGCAGCAGAGAAGACAUUUGAGAAGGCUGGUCUUGACCCAGAACUUUUCCGCUGUGGUAAAACGAAGGUAUUCUUCCGUGCUGGUGUCCUGGGAACCAUGGAGGAAAUUCGCGAUGAGCGUUUGGGCAAAAUCAUCACCUGGAUGCAGUCAUGGAUCCGCGGAAUAAUCGGUCGCAAGGAAUAUGUCAGGCUUCAGGAGCAGCGCGUAUCUCUGGUCGUGCUGCAGCGUAAUAUCAGGAAGUAUAUGGCCAUGAGCAACUGGUCUUGGUUCAUCUUCUGGCAGAAGGUGAAGCCUCUUAUCAACCAGCCCAGGCUGGAAGACGAGAUCAACAGACUCAAGGACAGGGCUGAGAAGGCAUGUCAAGACUUGGAGCGCGAAUCUUCUCGCAGGAAGGAACUGGAAGACUCCAAUACAAGUCUUACUGAGGAGCUCAACGACCUGAAGGUUACCCUUGAAUCAACAAAGGGAAAUGUGUCCCAGUUCAUUGAGGAGAUGGCCAAGCUGUCUGCUCAGAAAACUGAGCUGGAAUGUCAGUUGAACGACGCAACGAUGCGACUCCAAAAAGAGGAAGAGUCUCGAACUCAAAUGUUCCAGUCGAAGAGAUUAGCUGAACAAGAUGUCAACGCCAUGAAAAAGGACAUUGAAGACUUUGAACUGAAUGUCCAGAAGACUGAUCAGGACAAGGCAACAAAGGAUCACCAGAUCCGCACCUUGAACGAUGAGAUCGCUCACCAAGACGAAAUCAUCAACAAGAUCAACAAGGAAAAGAAGCUCCUACAGGAGAUGAACCAGAAAACCGCUGAGGAUCUUCAGUCCAUUGAAGAUAAGGCUAAUCAUCUUAAUAAGGUCAAGUCGAAGCUUGAACAGACACUUGACGAGCUGGAAAGUUCGGUCGAUCGCGAGAAGAAGCUUCGUGGAGAAGUUGAAAGAUCAAAGAGGAAGGUCGAGGGUGACCUGAAGCUGACCCAAGAGAGCGUAUCUGACCUCGAACGUCAAUACAAGGAUGUAGAACAAAACAUCCAGCGCAAAGACAAGGAAAUCGGUUCCCUUGCAUGCAAACUCGAAGAAGAACAAGGCUUUGUGUCCAAGGUGCAGAAAUCCAUCAAGGAACUACAGUCUCGCAUCGAGGAACUCGAGUCUGAAGUCGAACACGAGCGACAAGCCAGAGCCAAGGCAGAGAAGAGCAAGGGAAUGCUUACUCGUGAGCUCGGCGACCUGAAUGAGCGCUUGGACGAGGCAGGCGGUGCUACCAACGCCCAGGCUGAGCUCAACAAGAAGCGCGAGGCAGAACUGGCUAAGCUUCGACGGGAUCUCGAGGAAUCCAACAUCCAGCACGAGUCGGCGCUUGCUGGCCUUCGCAAGAAGCACAAUGACGCCGUCGCUGAAAUGACAGAACAAAUUGAUCAUCUCACGAAGAUGAAGAACAAGACUGAAAAGGAAAAGGAAAUGAUUAAGCGCGAUGCCGAAGAAGCAAAGUCAGCUAUGGACACUCUUUCUUGUGACAAGGCCAUGGCUGAUAAGACAAACAAGCAGAUUCAGCAGCAGAUCAAUGACGUAAACUCUAAACUGGACGAAGCAAACCGCAAUCUUAAUGAUUUCGAUGCUCAUAAGAAGAAGCUUGCUAUUGAGAACGCCGAUUUGUUGCGUCAACUAGAGGAGAUAGAAGGUCAGAUCUCUCAGCUGAACAAUCUCAAGGUUUCUCUCACGACUCAGUUGGACGAUACCAAGAAGAUCGUCGAGGAUGAGGCUAGGGAACGAAGCUCUCUUCUUGGUAAAUUCCGCAACCUGGAACAUGACCUUGACGGCCUUCGUGAACAGCUUGAUGAGGAAACGGAAGCUAAGGCUGAUGCCAAUCGCCUACUGUCCAAGGCUCACGCUGAAGCUCAUCUGUGGCGCUCCAAGUAUGAGGCUGAAGGUGUGGCUCGUGCCGAGGAGAUCGAGGCCGCCCGCCUGAAGCUUGCCGCUCGCCUCGAGGAAGCUGAAUUACAGAUUGAACAACUCAAUGUUAAGAAUCUGCAGAUGGAAAAGGCAAAGGGGCGCGUCCUGUCCGACAUUGAGGAGAUGCAGCUGCAGGUGGAGCGUGCUCAGGGUCUGGCCAUAGCUGCCGAAAAGAAACAAAAGAACUUUGAUCGGGUUGUCAACGAAUGGAAGGUAAAGGUUGACGAUCUGGCCGUGGAGCUGGAUGCUUCCCAGAAAGAAUGUCGCCAGUAUUCCACCGAGCAUUUCCGCAUCAAGGCCAUGUACGAGGAAAACCUUGAGCAUCUGGAUGCUGUUCGUCGUGAGAACAAGAGUCUGGCCGAUGAGAUCAAGGACUUGAUGGAGCAGAUCAGCGAGGGUGGCCGAUCCCUUCACGAGAUAGAGAAGAAUGCAAAGCGUUUUGAGAUUGAGAAGGAAGAGCUUCAGGCUGCUCUCGAGGAGGCCGAGGUGGCCCUUGAACAGGAGGAAAACAAGGUUCUUCGCGGCCAGUUGGAACUUAGCCAAGUCAGACAAGAAAUUGAGAAGCGAAUCCAUGAAAAAGAAGAAGAAUUCGACGCGGCUCGGAAGUGCCAUCAACGAGCACUUGACUCCCUCCAGUCGUCUCUUGAGGCUGAGGCUAAGAGUAAGGCUGAAGCUCUUCGUAUGAAGAAGAAACUGGAGUCUGAUAUCAAUGAACUGGAGAUUGCGCUCGACCAGUCUAACAAGGCCAAUGCUGACAUUCAAAAGGCGGUCAAGAAGGCCCAACUGGAGCUGAAGGAUAUGCAAGCUCGCAUUGAAGAAGAACAACGUGUUGCUUCAGAAUACCGGGAACAAGCCAGUGCCUCUGAACGCAAGGCUAAUGCCGUGAACGGCGAACUCGAAGAAUCACGCACUCUCCUGGAGCAGUCCGAUCGUGCCCGCCGCCAGGCAGAGUCUGAACUGGCUGACUCUAACGAAACUCUGAGCCACCUGUCGGCCCAGCAUGGAUCUUUGUCCAUGGCGAAGAGGAAGUUGGAAGGCGAGAUGCAGACCCUUCAUGCUGACCUGGAUGACAUGUUGAACGAGUCCAAGAACUCUGAAGAGAAGUCCAAGAAAGCGAUGGUUGACGCUGCUCGACUUGCCGAUGAACUCCGCGCUGAACAGGAACACGCCCAGAACCUGGAAAAGAUCCGUAGAGGCCUAGAAGUUUCCGUCAAGGAGCUGCAAGGUCGUCUUGAGGAAUGUGAAGCUAACGCACACAAGACCGGCAAGAAGGCUCUUGCUAAACUGGAAACCCGAAUCCGUGAACUGGAAUCGCAGUUCGAUGACGAGGCUCGCCGUCACGCCACAGCCCAGAAGAACCUGAUGGAAUGCUGA